Messenger RNA from Pterocles gutturalis (yellow-throated sandgrouse), 867 nucleotides. RefSeq names its product short chain dehydrogenase/reductase family 39U, member 1 (gene SDR39U1). The transcript has 5 exons. The record is from RefSeq and is a predicted model, not a curated record. The annotation marks the transcript as partial. NCBI's taxonomy places the organism in Eukaryota, Metazoa, Chordata, Aves, Pterocliformes, Pteroclidae.
GGGACUGGCUUUGUGGGCAGAGCCCUGAGCCAGCUGCUGCGGAGCCGCGGGCAUGAAGUGAGCCACGUCUCUCGGCGAGGGGGCAGGGACCGGAUCACCUGGGAAGAGUUGUCCCACUCUGGCCUGCCCCAGUGUGACGCCGUGGUGAACCUGGCUGGUGAAAAUGUCCUCAAUCCUUUCCGCAGAUGGGGCGAUGCCUUCUGCAGGGAAGUCAUCAGCAGCCGGGUUGAGACCACCAAGACCUUGGCCAAAGCCAUUGCUGAUGCUGAACAGCCACCCCGUGCUUGGGUCCUUGUCACCGGCGUAGGCUAUUACCACCCCAGCCCCACAGCUGAGUAUACUGAGGACAGUCCUGGGGGGGAUUUUGACUUCUUCUCACGCCUGGUGAGCUCCUGGGAGGCUGCAGCUCUCAUCCCUGGGAGCCCUGCUCGUGGUGUUGUGGUGAGAUCUGGGGUAGUGCUGGGCCGAGGUGGUGGUGCAAUCUCUCAGAUGCUCUGGCCUUUCCGUCUGGGACUAGGAGGCCCCCUGGGCUCUGGGCUCCAGCCCUUCCCAUGGAUCCACAUUCGGGACCUGUCUGGGAUUGUGUGUCAUGCCCUGGAGAGUGAGUGCGUACAGGGCAUCUUCAACGGUGUCUCCCCAUCCUCCCCUGGCACCUCCAAUGGCACCUUUGCUCAGGAGCUUGCUGCAGCCCUGCGGCGCCCAGCCCUGCUGCCAGUGCCUGCUUGGGCCGUGCAGGCUGUCUUUGGGGCAGAGCGAGCUGUCAUGCUGUUGGAGGGCCAGAGAGUAGUGCCAAAACGCACCCUGGAGAGCGGCUACCAUUUCAUCUUCCCUGACCUGUCUGGAGCUCUGAAGGACAUUGUGGCUUGA